CCCGAAUUUCUCAAUGGAAUAGCCGUUACCAUCCCACCACCAAAAGCAUAAAAUCGAAACAAAAAACUUUAAAACCACUUUCCACGCUCCUUGUGAGGUGGUUACACGCACGCGUCAACCACUUCGCCUGAAUUUCCCUCCCACGCUCUCACCAAGCGCUUAAACCUAACUUCCCACUAAAGACAAAAACAAAUUUCGCCGGGAAAAAUGACGUGAGUUAUCAAGACAAGGAAGGGAAGAAGGAUGUGCGUAGGUUAAGAGGGAGGGGUGCGUAGGAUAAGAAGCCACCUGGUGCGCACAUUAGCGAUAGUGGAAAGAUGGGCAAUUCUUUAAUAAUUAAUAAAUUUGUUUUUUUUAAUAUAAUGUAAAAAUUGUUAAUGGUAUUGCUGUCGACUCAGUAUAUUGUGUAAGAUCACGAUAACACAGACAAAUGCAAAGUGAUAAUUAGAAAAAGAAAUUUAUACGGAAGAAUACAAAAUAUUAUUAGUAGAAAAAAAAGAAUAUUUUAAAAAGAAAAUAUAAAAGAUUGGUGGAACAGUUUGAAUGGGGUGUAUUAAGGUGUGGUGCUCUCUGUAGGAUUGAUGUUAGGAGUGAUGAGACAGAGGGCGAUUUCAGAUACAAGAAGGAGCCAUUGCCUGUUUAAUUUCAACUCUUUUUUUUUUUUUUUUGUGCUGUUUUUGGACCUAUAAUUUUAGCGGGAAACCCUUUCUAACGACCCUUCAAACGAGAAGGUUGGUUUUUCCGUUUUCUUCUUCUUCUCUCUUUUUUGAAAAAUUUUGGUGGGUGUUUGGUUUCCGGGAGAGUUGGGGGAGAAAAAUAACACAAAAAUAUAACAUUCAAAAACUGGUUAAGUUGUUUAAACACAGGGUGUUUUCAAGUAUUGUGUUUUUCCUUUGAAUUAAACUUUUUUUCGGUUUAAUUGGAGUUUUCUCUGUUAUUUUUGUUUUUAUGUAAGAUGUAAAUUAAGAGAAGUAUUGAAAUUUUUUGGGGUUAAGGAAAUGGAUUUUUAUUCAUUUACUUUUUUGGCUAAUUUCAUUGGUUCUGGGUUUAGCAUUUAAUUGUUAGCUAUGCAUCUUUUAUUUCUCUUUUCUCUAUCUUGGAUGAUUUUUUUUUUGUGGAACUUUUGUUCAGAGGUGAAAAAAUAGAUGGGAUAAAUAUUGAUUAUUAAUCAUGUUUCCUUUCAGAUUUGAUUUUCGGGACUUUAAGCUCUCAAUGCCUAUAAUAUCAAUCUAACUUGUACAAAAGCUGCCAUCAUUAUCAAUUCCAGAAGCAUGGACUUUCCAUCCACCCAGUUUGUGCCUUCAAGAAUGAUGGGUACCUAUCAGCCUAUCCACCAGAUUGGCAUGUGGGGGGAAAAUUUCAAGAGUAUUGGCAAUCCCAGUAUAUCUGCAUCAGUGAUUGUUGAAGUGGAUAAUAAGCUAGAAAACGAGUCUGAGACUGCUUCACAUGAAAUGCCAGCACCUUCUUGCAAGCAUGACCAAGAAGCAAGUAAACCUUUUGAUAAGAUACAAAGACGUCUUGCACAAAAUCGUGAGGCUGCUCGUAAAAGCCGUUUGCGGAAAAAGGCAUAUGUUCAACAGUUAGAAAGUAGUCGUUUAAAGUUGAUGCAAUUGGAGAAAGAGCUUGAACAAGCAAGAGAACAGCAGGGUCUUUAUAUUGGUGGAGGGUUAGAAGCUGGUCAUCUUGGAUUUUCCGGAGCAGUAAGCCCAGGGAUUGCUGUGUUUGAGAUGGAGUACAAACAUUGGAUGCAAGAACAAAACAGACAAUUAGGUGAACUGAGAACUGCUUUGAAUGCCCAGAUAAGUGAUAUUGAGCUUCGGAUAGUUGUAGAAAAUGGCAUGAGCCACUAUUUUGAACUUUUCCGCAUGAAAUCAACCGUUGCCAAGGCUGAUGUUUUCUAUGUGAUGUCUGGUACGUGGAAAACACCAGCAGAGAGAUUUUUCUCAUGGAUUGGUGGAUUUCGGCCUUCAGAACUUCUUAAGGUGCUCGUGGCUCAGCUAGACCCCUUGACAGACCAGCAAAUUUUUGAAGUUUGUAACCUGAAACAAUCAUGUCAGCAAGCUGAAGAUGCCCUUUCGCAAGGCAUGGAGAAACUCCAGGAGACUGUAUCUGCGACUUUAGCAGCUGGUCAACUGGGCCAAGGUACAUACUUUCCUCAGGUGGCUAUGGCAAUGGAGAAGUUAGAAGCUCUAGUCUGCUUUGUGAACCAGGCUGACCACCUACGGCAAGAAACACUACAACAGAUGUCUCACAUCCUAACAACUCGACAGGCAGCUAGAGGCUUGCUUGCUUUGGGAGAAUACAUCCAACGUCUUCAAGAUUUGAGUACACUAUGGGCUACCCAUCCUCGUGAACCUGCCUAGCCUUACAGUAGAAGAUAUUGGAUGAUCACUGCAAGAACUGUUCGUCCUGCAAACAGACAUGCCUUUUGGUAAAUGCCAUUAUAAAGAUAAGUAGCAUCGAUUUAUGCAGUCCACAUUUUUUUGAAGCAGCUUAUCAGAAAACUGAGGUCUGAGAUGUUGAACAUAUGAAUAGUUAAUUUUACUUGGGGAAGGUUGAGAUCAAAUCGAUUUUCAAUGCUUUAUUGUACAUUAUGUAUAAUCUUAAAAGUGUGUAUAUACAUAGGUUCUACAUUUGAGUCAUAUAUAGCAGUUGAAACUUCUAUGCAAAAUUUAUUGUUCUUUCUGUAUCAUGGACAUGGCCAAUGCUGAUUGUCAAAAGUUGCACAUGCAUUGGAUCAUUCAUUGGAUGUUAAUAAAGUUUCACUUAAUAUUAA
Molecule: messenger RNA, 2776 nt
Organism: Gossypium arboreum
Lineage: Eukaryota; Viridiplantae; Streptophyta; Magnoliopsida; Malvales; Malvaceae
Product: transcription factor TGA1-like
Exons: 9
Coding region: 1272-2363 (363 amino acids)
Biological process (GO): regulation of DNA-templated transcription; DNA-templated transcription
Molecular function (GO): sequence-specific DNA binding; DNA-binding transcription factor activity
Source: RefSeq, a predicted model, not a curated record